CAGUCCUGUGUCUUUAAGAGUGUCUCACUUUUGUGUGGCUGCGGGACUCGGGUGGGUUUGUCGCCACGACUCAUUUCUUGUUUGCGUGGCUUUGCAUGUUGGAGUGUCUCAAAGGCAGUGAAAGCUCAGCCGCGCCGAUUUAUACCACGUCUACCCGGUAAGAGCGGAGAUACGCACGACUCCUAUCAGCCGCCCAUUAAGCGCGUUCGCGGAGAGAUGCGCGGUCCCGCUGUUUGCGUGUGCCCGUUUGACAGCCGCAUGUGAGGAGACUCGCAGCGCACCAUGGCGGGGACUGCCGGGUUUCUGCCCCGGGUCCAGAGCGACACCGAGAUCAACAACAUGUUGCGGGACCUGGAGGUCGGGACGGUCUUGACUUUGCUCAGCCCCAAAAAGUCGCAGCGACCAGAGAGAAGGACGUUUCAGGUCAAACUGGAGACUAGGCAGGUCAUAUGGAGUAGAGGCACGGAUAAAAUCGAGGGCGAAAUCGACAUCUGGGCAAUCAAGGAGAUCCGCCCAGGGCAGAGGUUCCGGGACUCGGAGCGCCACCUGGAGGACGAGCAGGUUCCCUGCUUCACCAUCCUCUAUGGCAGAGAGUUUCGCCUGAAGAGCCUGAGCCUGGCAGCGAUGUCCGAUGAGGAGAUGUCCAUGUGGGUACAGGGACUGACCUGGCUUGUGGGCGACACCCUGAAUUCACCGACGCCUUUACAGAUUGAAAGGUGGCUGCGAAAGCAGUUUUAUGCCAUCGGCUGCAACCAAGAACAGAAGAUCUCCUGCAAAGACCUCAAGAACAUGCUGUCUCAGGUCAACUUCAAAGUGCCCAACAUGCGGUUUCUGCGGGAGAAGUUUCCGGACCUGGAGCUUGGCAACGGGGGUGUGACCUACUGCCAGUUUGAGCAGCUGUAUCGCAGAGUGAUAUUUGAUGGACAGAAAUCUAUGGAGGUUCCUCUCUUGCAGAAAGAUGCGGUCCGGCCGGACCAGGUGAGAAUCACCCUAGAGCAGUUCCGAUGCUUCCUGCAGCAGUCCCAGGAGGAGCACUGGGCCAACGACCCCCUACAGGUGCAGGAGUUCAUGCUCGGCUACCUUCGGGAUCCGCUCAGGGAGGUAGAGCAGCCCUUCUUCUACCAGGACGAGUUCUUGACCUUCUUGUUCUCCAAGGAGAACACCAUCUGGGACUCUAGGCUGGAUGAGGUUUGUCCUGAUGACAUGAAUGAGCCCUUGUCCCACUACUGGAUCUCGUCCUCCCACAACACCUACCUGACAGGUGACCAGUUCUCCAGCGAGUCAUCCUUGGAAGCCUACGCCCGCUGCCUGCGCAUGGGCUGCCGCUGCAUUGAGCUGGACUGCUGGGAUGGGCCAGAUGGAAUGCCCGUCAUCUACCACGGACACACCCUCACCACCAAGAUCAAGUUCUGUGAAGUUCUCCACACCAUCAAAGAGCAUGCGUUCAUCACAUCUGAAUAUCCCAUCAUCCUCUCUAUUGAGGACCACUGCAGCAUUGUCCAGCAGAGGAACAUGGCCACCCAGUUCAAACAGGUCUUCGGUGACAUGCUACUGACCAAGCCAGUGGAUGUCUCUGCUGAUGGGCUUCCAUCACCCAACCAGCUGAAACGGAAGAUCCUCAUCAAGCAUAAGAAGCUGGCAGAUGGCAGCUUGUAUGAAGAGGUGUCUACCACGGCGGUGUACUCCGAGAGCGACAUCUGCAACUCCGUCAAGAAUGGCAUCCUCUACCUGGAGGACCCCAUCGACCACGAGUGGUACCCGCACUUCUUUGUGCUGACGAACAGCAGGAUCUACUACACCGAGGAGACCUCCAGUAGACAGGCCAGUGAGGAUGAGGAUGAGCGCCGUGAGGUGACCAGUGACAGAGAGUGCCACCUGAGUGAGAGAUGGUUCCACGGGAGGCUGGGCUCAGGCCGAGAUGGCCGGAAUAUCGCCAGGCGCCUCGUGUCUGAGUACUGCCUGGACACUGGCUCGCCCGACGGCUCGUUCCUGGUGCGCGAGAGCGAUACAUUUUUGGGAGACUACAGCCUGUCAUUCUGGCGAUCCGGUGAGGUCCAGCACUGCCGUAUCCACUCGCACCAGGAAGGAAGCAGCCUCAAGUUCUACCUGACGGACAUGGUGACAUUCCCCAGCCUCGUCGCGCUCAUCACCCACUACCAGAAGGUGGCGCUGCGCAGCAACGAGUUUGAAAUCAAGUUGACCGAACCCAUCCCCCAGACCAACUCCCACGAGGGCAAGGAAUGGUACCACGCCAGCCUGUCCAGGGAGCAUGCGGAGGACAUGCUGAUGAGGGUGCCUCGUGACGGCGCCUUCCUCGUGAGGAAGAGGACAGAGCCGUACUCGUUCGCCAUCUCCUUCAGGGCGGAGGGUAAGAUCAAACACUGCCGGGUGCAGCAGGAGGGCCAGCUGAUAAUGCUGGGCACGUCUGAGUUUGACAGCCUGGUGGACAUGGUUAGCUACUACAAGAAGCACCCCCUCUACAGGAAGAUGGUGCUGCGCUACCCAAUCAACCAGGAGACCCUUGAGAAGAUCGGCACUGCUAAACCUGACUACAGCUCUUUGUAUGAAGGACGCAACCCGGGAUUCUAUGUAGAAGCAAACCAGAUGCCUGCAUUUAAGUGCGCUGUGAGGGCCCUGUACGACUACACGGCCAAUCAACUCGAUGAGCUCUCCUUCACCAAGAACACCAUCAUCUACAACGUGGAGAAGCCAGAAGCCUUGUGGUGGCAGGGGGACUGCAAGGGGAAGAAGCAACUCUGGUUCCCAGCCAAUUACGUAGAGGAGAUCGGGUCCCUGUCUGCAGAGAUGGAGAUGUCUCCUCUGCCAGAUAACAGCCCUCUGGGAAAUCUGCUGAGAGGAAGUAUUGACGUGUCUUCCUGUCGGAUCUUGGUCAGGUCUGAGGGGAAGGGCAAACAGCCUUACGUAUUCUCUCUGGUCACCAUGGAGAUGGCGCAGCCUAGCACAACCCUGGACAUCUCGGGAAAUAGCCAGGAAGAGAUUGAUGAUUGGAUCCAGAAGAUCACUGAGGUUGCCAUGACAUCAGAGGCGAAGCUUGAAGAAGGGAAGAUGAUGGAGAGGAGGAAGAAGAUUGCACUGGAGCUGUCAGACCUUGUUGUCUACUGCCGGCCGGUGCCUUUUGAUGAAGACAAGAUCGGCACCGAUCGCGCCUCCUACCGCGAUAUGUCCUCCUUCCCUGAGACCAAGGCAGAGAAGUAUGUUAGCAGGGCCAAGGGCAGGAAGUUCCUGCAGUACAACCGACGGCAGCUGUCACGCAUCUACCCCAAGGGGCAGCGGCUGGACUCGUCGAACUACGACCCCCUGCCCAUGUGGCUGUGCGGGAGCCAGCUGGUGGCGCUCAACUUCCAGACCGCGGAUAAGCCCAUGCAGAUGAACCAGGCCCUGUUCAUGCUGAAUGGACGGAGUGGCUACAUGUUGCAGCCAUCUGUCAUGAGGGAAGAGGCCUAUGACCCCUUCGACCGCUUCUCCCUCCGCGGCACGCAGCCAAUCACUCUGCAGAUUGAGGUACUGGGAGCAAGGCAUUUACCCAAACAUGGCCGGGGCAUUGUGUGUCCACUGGUCGAGGUUGAGAUAUGCGGGGCCGAAUAUGACUGCAGCAAGCUGAAGUCGGACUCUGCAGAAGAUAACGGCCUGAACCCCACUUGGCCCAGCAGGCUGUUUCGUUUCACAGUCCACAACACAGCAUUUGCCUUCCUACGCUUCGUUGUCUACGAGAUUGACCUGUUCAACGACCAGAACUUCCUGGCCCACGCCACCUUCCCAGUCACUGGGCUCAGAACCGGCUACAGGUCUGUGCCCCUGAAGAACAGCUACAGUGAGGACCUGGAGCUGGCUGCUCUGCUUGUUCACAUAAGCAUCCUGAGCGGCAGAAACGAUAAUGGUGAUGUGAGCGGCUCCUACCUGGGGCCUCCCGGUCCCAGUGCUGGCAUCGCCUCCCUCCCACCACUGCCCGGCCUGGUGGCCCAGGCCUCGCGGUACCACGGCCGGGAGAGCUCCAUGGAACUGCGCUACCAGGGCUCUGCCACCUCUGACUUCCGUGCAUCUCGGGAGGUGCCACAGGACAACAUGGAGGCCUCCAGCAGGAGGCGACCUCGCGUGCGUCACUGAGAGAGGGGGAGGCGGCAGCGAGGGGAGCGCAUGGGGGAGAGCAGAGCCCGAUGCUGUCGCCGUCCUCUGCUGCGAGUGCCCGUUUCUACGGAAACGCCAGCGCCCGAGCCCACCUUCUGGGCAGCUGUGUCUUCCCGUCUCCUCGGAAACGGAGCUCGAGCGAUUUUGCCGUGGCCACGACCUGUCAGGAUCUGGGAACCGAAAGAGAAAACGGGAGAUGCUGGAAUGUUCCACGGGGGACGGCUCAGUCGUCCUCCGCUGAGAAGCACGGCGCCCCGAACGCAGGCCGCCACAGCAUGUGUGCUGAAGCGUUUGCAGAUGGGCUGUUAUUCUGCUUGUCUGCUUUGUUUAUCCUCUGUUUUGUUUUGUAUCGUUCAUGUGGCACCAGCGGACACAGAUGUCCUCUCUGGCCCGUCUCCUUUCACUGCAAAGAUCAGAUUUUUUAUGAUUACUUUAUAAAUACUGUCUCUUUAAAGUUAUGAUUUCUAGUUUUCCACAGGAGGGGGGUAAGCCCCAGGUGGCUGGCCCUCUUCAGUAUCAUUUUGGGGUAGAAGCUCUAGAAGGCGGGAGAGCAGAACAGGAGAGGGACGAAAACUAAACCUGGCUGGUUGUCGGCCGUGGGGCGGGCCCAGUACGCCUGCAUUCUGAAGCUGAAUUGGUACCCCCUCCCCCCGAGUGGCCCUUGCUCCUUCCAGCAGGUGUCGUAGUAAACCACAGUUUUAAAAAAAAUUAAAUAAAAUAAAUUAAAUCAGGUCUGGUGCCAGACGCCGUAAAAAGCUCAAACAAAGAGUGACUCACUGUGUGUGUGUGGGGGGGGGGGCAGUUGAAUCAACCACUUCUAUGAAAAUUAUAUUUUUAAAAUGAAACUAUGAAAAUUGCGUUUUAACACGUUUUUGUAAAAACGGCACCCCGUUGGCUGGGAGCACAGCAAACGCUUCCAUUUUUCAUACUUUGCCAGAUGACGGUUUGUUCUAAAUGCUGCCUUGUGUAUUAAAAUGCUUUUCAGCCA
Messenger RNA from Brienomyrus brachyistius, 5134 nucleotides. RefSeq names its product 1-phosphatidylinositol 4,5-bisphosphate phosphodiesterase gamma-1-like. The record is from RefSeq and is a predicted model, not a curated record. The transcript has 33 exons. Gene Ontology annotation, molecular function: phosphatidylinositol-4,5-bisphosphate phospholipase C activity; protein binding. Lineage: Eukaryota; Metazoa; Chordata; Actinopteri; Osteoglossiformes; Mormyridae. The coding region runs from base 283 to 4125 and encodes 1280 amino acids. Gene Ontology annotation, biological process: phospholipid catabolic process; positive regulation of epithelial cell migration; phosphatidylinositol-mediated signaling.